Poecilia reticulata (guppy) is the source of this 2821-nucleotide messenger RNA. It is a transcript of the gene mpped2a, whose product is annotated as metallophosphoesterase domain containing 2a. NCBI's taxonomy places the organism in Eukaryota, Metazoa, Chordata, Actinopteri, Cyprinodontiformes, Poeciliidae. Gene Ontology annotation, molecular function: hydrolase activity. The record is from RefSeq and is a predicted model, not a curated record.
AUACUCUCAAAAAUUUGACUUUAAUUGCUAAACCUGGCCUUUAAGAAAUUAAAAAAUCCGAAAUUUUGUGAUUAUUUGCUAUUAAUGUCCAGUGUACACAGGUAGAAACAUAAAGUUGCCCCCAAGGGUUGAGGGAAAUAAUCGCCUUGGUGAAAUUUAUAGCUUUCCUUUGAAGUUAAAUCAAUCUUAAAAGCACAGUUCUUGAUUCACAUGCUGUAAUGUUUCUAUUUAAAUGACUUCAAUGUAGGGGUUUCAUGACACCAAUCUGAAUAAAUGUGUUUUCCUCAUUCUAAAAUUAACUACAUGCAUCAUAGGAAGUAGCAUCCAGCUGACCCAGAAAACAUAAAUCCAGGAUUUUUUGAAAUAAAAAAUAGGCCAGUUUUGAGAGGUUUGCUUCAACUUAUUCACUGCAUCCUUUCGAUUUACGUCUUAUGGGGGGAAAAAAGGCAGAUUUUUAUUCUUUUGACAUUUUUUGCCCUUUGAUGUGUGGGAACAUGAGGACGUCUGGUAUAAAACACCCACGGUAGCCACGUUGCCACAGUUGGGAAGGUCAGAGUGAAAGGAGGCGCGCAGGACAGCCGGACUGCAGCGUGUGUUGGUCGAGUCGGUCGGUCGGCCGGGAAGCCACAGCCGGCCCCGCUGCCGCUCCUGCUGCUGGGAGACUUCCUGGGCUUACCGAGCGGCUCUGAAGGAUGACCGCCGCACGGCUCGUUGCUGAAUCCCGGUGAACGAACGGCGUCUCAUGUCCAAACGGCGGAAGGAUGGCUCAUGGCAAAGUGACCAUCACGGUGGACGAGUACAGCUCCAACCCCACGCAGGCCUUCACGCAUUACAACAUCAACCAGAGCCGCUUCCAACCUCCACAUGUCCACAUGGUAGACCCCAUUCCUUACGACACUCCCAAGCCGGCGGGACACACCAGGUUUGUGUGUGUUUCCGACACACACUCGCGUACAGAUGGCAUCCAGAUGCCAUACGGCGACGUUCUGCUCCACAUGGGCGACUUCACAGAGCUCGGCCUUCCGUCUGAGGUCAAGAAGUUCAACGACUGGCUAGGUGGCCUUCCGUACGAGUUCAAGGUGGUGAUCGCCGGGAACCACGAACUGACCUUUGAUAAGGACUUUAUGGCAGAGCUGGUCAAGCAGGAUUACUACAGAUUCCCUUCAGUCUCCAAACUCAAACCGGAGGAUUUUGACAAUGUCCAGUCGCUCCUCACAAACUGUGUGUACCUGCAGGACUCGGACGUCACCAUAAAGGGAUUCCGGAUAUACGGGACACCGUGGACUCCGUGGUUCAAYGGCUGGGGGUUCAACCUGCCUCGGGGUCAGUCUCUGCUGGAUAAAUGGAACCUCGUCCCCGAAGGCGUCGACAUCCUGAUGACCCACGGACCGCCGCUCGGUUUCAGAGACUGGGUUCCUAAGGAGCUGCAGCGGGUCGGCUGUGUGGAGCUGCUCAACACGGUCCAGAAGAGAGUCCGGCCCAAACUUCACGCCUUUGGAGGCAUUCAUGAAGGGUACGGCAUCAUGACGGACGGCUUCACGACAUUCAUCAACGCGUCGACGUGCACCGUCAGCUUCCAGCCCACCAACCCCCCCAUCGUGUUCGACCUGCCCAACCCCUCCAGCUCCUGAGGCCGCCAUCGAACGCCACCGCCGCUGUCAGGAGAAACGACUUUUCUACGAAAAAAAAAAAAAGAUUCAACUGUUUCUUUGCAAGUUUUUUUUUUUUUUUUUUGCUUUUGGAGAAAAAAAGCGACRGGAAAACGCGGCGUUAAAGGAGAAUAUCGGUGUUUUCUGUUUGUUUUUUUUUCUUAUUCUGUGCCAACAGUCCAGGCUUUUUGCCUGGCAUCACUCCAUUGUAUUUGAUCGUUGAAGAAGGCGAACUGAUCCUUUGAAAAAAAAAAAAAAGAAACACGGUUUUACUGGAGAACGACGAAACAUUGAAGUUGUUUUUGUCAUCUUUAAGCCAGCAGAACGUUUUGGGUUCGUCCCACCGGUAUUCUCCUUUUUCUAUGAGAUUUUGUGGUUAAACAAUCUUGCUCUUGAUAAAUAUUGGUCAGAACUGUAAAAUAAAUGACGCUUUGUGAAUUUGUACAAUUUCUUUACGGUUUGGUUCGGCCAGACGACGGAUGCCAUUGUUUUUUAUUUUACAUUGUGUCAUACGAUAAAUAUUCAGUUUCUUUUAUGCUUUCUCGUCAGUUCUUUCUCUCCUCCUAUUGGCUGACAGGGACGCUGCCUUAAACUAGCUUUAAUGUUCUUAUUUAUUACCCAUCAUGCCCCGCUGAASAACACCUGACAAUCGGCGGGACGAAAAGCUACGAAAACAGCCACAAUAUUCACUUUUUAUCAAGGACUCCUCAUCUGAUUUGGAAAAUGUAUAAUAUCAUAUAUAUAAAUUAUAUAUUCAUCUUUUAAAACAUCUGUACUAAAGUUGUGUUUUGAAGAAGAAAAAAAGUUUUCUGUAUCUUCAGUGCUUGCAUCAUUUCUCCAUGUUUUUGUAGAAACGGUCACAAUCCAACAGGUGUUUUCCCUGAAACACGCCUGCCUAAACAUGGAUAACAAAGUGUAAAAUCUGAUAGUUUUUGUGUUUUAUUGCUUUUUUUCUAAUUUUGCACUGUGUGUAAAUGCAAUCUUGCUAGCACAAAAAAAAAUUGCCAAUAGUCGUCUGAACUCAGCUGUAAAUGCUCUUUUUCGUGCUCUCUCCCUCUCGCUGUUUCUCUGAUUGUAUCGCCAUGGAAACGUUAGUUCUCUCUCUUUCAGUUUAUUGUGAUAUUUAGCUGCCUUUAUAUGCAAAUAAAAUUGCAAGAUUUUUACUUAAAGUU